Messenger RNA from Pelobates fuscus (common spadefoot toad), 6598 nucleotides. RefSeq names its product SPHK1 interactor, AKAP domain containing (gene SPHKAP). Gene Ontology annotation, biological process: intracellular protein localization. Lineage: Eukaryota; Metazoa; Chordata; Amphibia; Anura; Pelobatidae. Gene Ontology annotation, cellular component: cytoplasm. Gene Ontology annotation, molecular function: protein kinase A binding. The record is from RefSeq and is a predicted model, not a curated record. The coding region runs from base 103 to 4944 and encodes 1613 amino acids. The transcript has 11 exons.
UAGCAGAGAGAGUGGUUUGAUGUGAUUCUGUCCCGUGUUCUCUGUACAUUCCUGAUACAGACUUAGCUGGAGGAUAACCCCCAUGCCGGACGGCACAUAGACAUGUGGCCCCAUCUAUCUCACAGUAACCUCGAGCUGGCUGUGAUGUACGGCGCCUCGGACAAUCAUGGGGGCAGUGGUGGAAGUAGUAUUGUGGACACCCCCACUAGUAACUUGGGGAGCUCUAUCACAGCUUGUAAGAAGGUUUUAUGCACAAAUCGACCUUCAGAGUCAUUGGAAUAUUGGCUCCAGAACUCCAAGAAUCUGUGUAGAAUCGGAUUGGUCGAGGACGGGACAGAAACAAACUGCACAUCUAUUUGUUUUGUGAAUCUAAAUAUUACCGAUGAAGAGUCAAGCCAUGCAACCUUACAGAAGAAACUGGUAGAUGUGUCCCCGGAGCUCCCAAAAUUUAUGAAAUCUGUAAGAGCCCAAGAACUGAAGGAGAAUGAGAUUGUGCUGCUGAGUGGGUUAACAUCAGGAAGACUUCGACCUACAAUCGAGAACCAACAGGCGUCCUGGCAGCCCGAUGUGUGUUUGUUGCAGUUUGGGAAGGAUCUUAAGAAGAGCUACACUGGCGGCAUCAUCUUGGAACUAAACAAAUUUUUACUGGGUCUGGAAUUAACACAGGAGAACCUCCUGCAACCUGACACCUCUCCGUUCCGAGCUGAUGAUGACACAAACUGUUCAGUGUCGUCCAUAGAAGAAGAUUUUCUGACCGCUUCCGAACAGCUAGAGGAAGACAGUGAGACGGAAAAUAAAAGAGAGCUUCCUGAGCAUCCUGGUGAGAAAAUUAUCCAAAAAACAGGUGAAAGUCUGCAGAAUAAAAAAUGCAGAGUAGGGCAUCACAGAAAGGCAAGCCAUAUUCAAAGAAGCCAUGAAGUUACUGACAGCAAUGCUUUCGUUGUGGAAGCUCAGAUGAAGACCAGUGAAAGAUUGCAUUUAGCUGCAGAGAAGGACUGGCAAAGAACAGAAUGGACAAGUGAUUAUCAGGGUAGAAGACCUUCAUUGCAGAGUGGAAGCAGAGAGGAAAUCAUGAACUGUGGUAAUGGACGGAGUAAAAGUGUUCCAGAACUGUUCAACAGCAGAGUUCUGGAUGAAAAAAAUAAAUUCUGCAAAAACCAACAAUCUAAGGUAUGUACAGCUGGCAAUGUCACGGACUCUUUUGAUGACCCUGCAACAACAGGACAGUAUGCAACAAACCUGGCUGAGUGUGUCUUGCAGGAUGCAUUUAUCAGGCUGUCCCAAACUGACACUUCUUUCGCCAAGGAGGCAGCUGUCAGUAUCUCAGCGAAUAACUAUAGGCUUUCUGGAGUCAUACCAAACAAAGGUUCUCCUGUGACCUCUCAUCCAUGGAAUGAGCUUCCUAAAAUUGUGAUCGUGCAGAGCCCAGACAGCUGUGAUAAUCCAACAGAGUGGGUGGAUGAGUCUCACUGGCAGGAACAGGAGAAUCUAAAAACUGAUUUGGAACAUUGGUCAAGUGAAGAUGGUUCUAGUGGCUUCACGCAGAGCACAUUGGAGAUGGCCUUAGCUUGUGCUGCCUCAGUUAUUGGAACCAUCUCCAGCCCUCAUACUGCAGAUAAAUUUAAAGUGGAACAUGAUAUAAACAUAAAUACAGAUGAAAAGAAUGGCAGUGAACAAGACAUUGCAGAAACUGCAGGAUUUCCAAGUAUUGUUCCAGUAGAAGAAUAUUCUGUUCCAUCUGCGUUGUGCGGAAUGACUCAAGUGGCAAGUGCAGUAGCUGUCUGUGGUUUAGGAGAUCAGAAACAAGCAGUUUAUCCUGCCACAUCCAGUGUUCUGUUGGCUGCAGCUGACACAUCUGCAGCAGUUACACUGCACUGUAGCCUAGCACUUGGUAGCAGUAUGGAGAACCUCAAAGACUGCAUCGCAAAGGUUCUGCUUAAGGAAGCAGCCGUGGUAUUAACAAGCCCCAACACAUACAAAAAUGUUGGCGAGUUCAUCGAAUCUAUGAAAGAAAGGCUACUGAGCAGUGUAAGCUCUUCAAAACUGACCCAUGUGGAUGAUGUUAUUAAUCAUGACCUGGCACACAAUCUUUCAGAUACAAUUUUAAGGCAUUCUGCGGAAGAAGCCAGCAAGAGAUUACAGGGUACAGAUAGCCAUAUCUGUGCCAAAUCCCAAUCUGCCUUUGUGACAAGCACCACUGAGCUAUUGUUUAAUGUGAUGCAUUUUACCUGCAAGAAAAUGAGUGAUCUUUUACAGUCAAGUGACUUACCGUUUGACCUGGAAGACAAAAGCAAAGGGGCAAACUCAAAGAAUGAAGAGAUGCACCUUCAUGACCUGGUUGAUUCAUCACUGGUUCACACGACAUUGGGCCAAUGGCAUCAGAGACAGUUAAAUGAGGUCAAGAAUGAACUUAAUUCAAAUAAACCCCCCCAGUCUGAUGAGAAUGAUGUAAAAGCACCUCCAACAGAACAGGUUUGCAACAACAGCCAACUAGAAGUGCAUGUGAAGACACCUUGCAGUAAACAAUACCUAAAAAGGGAAAGUUACAGGCUUCACCAUAAUGAACACAGAGUUGCCAGAGAGAGCAUUCUCACUGCCGACGAGUGCAAAUAUUCCAUCUCCACUACUGUCCAAGGAUGGAUGGAAGGGUUUAAUAAUGGAAGCCAAGAAAAGCCAAGCUUUGAGGGUAGUGCGUCCAAAGACUUCCCAUCAAAUUUGAAUGCACUGAGUAAUUAUAUGUUGCACCCAUCUCAAGCAGCUAUUACACUUAAACAGUCUGCUAAAAAUUACUGUUUGACAGAUUUUGCAGAUGAUCUAGCAGAAACUGUUGUCUCAAUGGCCACUGAAAUGGCUGCUAUUUGCCUGGAAAAUUCUAAUGGGAAGCAGCCAUGGUUUUGCGCCUGGGCGAAGGGGAGUGAGUGCUUGAUGACUUCAUGUCGAACAAUAAAAAGGAAAAAAGAUGGGUCAUCUGGUGGAGCUGUGGUGCGGCGACACAGGCCACCACGGCUCAGUGAAAUAAAAAAGAAGACAGAUGAACAUCCUGAACUGAAAGAAAGAUUAAUGAACCGAGUGGUCGAUGAGUCUAUUAACCUUGAGGACACCUCAGAUCCAGUCAGUGCAUUUGCCAAUGAAGUGGCCUCAAAAAUUCUGACUCUGAAAGAGUCAUCAGUUGUAGAUCUGUGGCAAGGGCAAAAUGUAUCAAGAAACAGAUUAUACUGUGAAAGAUUGAAUAGAGGCAAAGCAUCAAGCUAUGAAAGUAUCCCUGAGGAAGACAUGGAUGCGAAGAAUCUUCUCAACACACUAGGCCCUGGAAGCUUUCUAGGACAACCAUCUAGUAGGACAAGUUCUGUGUCUAAGCAGUCUAGCUGUGAGAGCAUCACAGACGAGUUUUCAAGGUUUAUGGUUAACCAAAUGGAAAACGAGGGAAGGGAGUUUGAACUUUUAUUGGACUAUUAUGCUGGAAAAAAUGCAAACAAUAUCUUAAACUCUGCAUUGCAACAGGUCUCCAGGAGAAACAGCCACUUGAAUGUGAAAUCAACCUGCCUUUCCAAGCAGUCAAGUACAGAAAGCAUCACAGAGGAGUUCUAUCGAUAUAUGCUAAAGGAAAUAGACAAGGAAAGCAGGGAUGUAAAAAACAGGAAUACAGCAGAAUGGACAAGCAGUCUAAUGCCUCCCCCAUCACGCACACCAUUUUGCUUCCGCCAGUCUUCAAUGCCUUGUAACAGAUCUUCAAGUGCACGCUUAACUGUAAACACUCCUGUGAAAGCAAACUCUCUAGAUGGGUUUGCAAGAAGUGGUUCACAAGAUUUCCUCCAUCUACAGCCGGUCAAUAGCAUUUCUUCAACAAACCUCUGCAAGUCAGACUCAUGCUUGUACCAAAGGGGCCAUACUGAUCAAGCCACCGACAUGUUAAUACAUGAGACAUGGUCAAGUUCUAUUGAGGCGUUAAUGCGCAAGAACAAAAUCAUAGCAGACAGCGUAGAUGACGAAGAAGCAGAACCUUCACCCAAGGGUUCACCAGCACAUGUGGACAGUUACGCCAACAAACUGGCUGCUGACAUUGUUCAGAGUGGUAAAUCUAUAAUUGUUCUACAAGAUUCCUUUGAAAGCACAAGUAAUGGAAACUCUAGCUGUAAAAGUUUACCCUUGAGUCCAUGCAAACAUGCAGAUAGAAGCAGCUUUGAGACAGACACUUUAAUACCAAACAAAUCUCGUCCUGUUUGCCAGCCUGGUCUCUCCACUGGUUCAAGGGAGGUACCUGUCAUACAGAUAGAAACAGAUCAAAGAGAAGAGUCAGAAGAAGAGGGGAAGGGAAAUAAAAGGGACAAUCUUCUUUCCAAAGACUCUUUAAAGCAAAGUGUUGAGAGAUGUAUCUCCUCAUCAGCAGGAGUCAGGGCUCACUACGGAAGAAAUACUCCAGUUUUACCAGAAACAACAAGGUCGGAGGCCCUUACUCUGCUCAGCAGCAGUGAGGAUAGCACGGGCAGCUGGUCACAGCUUGCAACCGAAGAGGAAAUUCUGGAGGACACUAGCAGCUACCUGCAGCUGAGUGAAAGAUCUGCGAGGAAGCUGGAAGAAAAACAUCCGACCAAAGAAACCCAGGAAAAUCCAGAUGAUUGUACAUCAGGAUUAUCUGUGGGGACGGUUAGCUGUCAGUUUGAGGUCUGCAUUCUAAACAUUGAUCUGGAGUCUGACUGUGCUGAUUCUGAACUUCGAUCGACGUUGCAGUGGAUUGCAGCAUCCGAGCUUGGAAUACCUGCCAUCUACUUUAAGAAAUCCCAGGAGCACAGGGUUCAAAAGUUCCUUCAAGUCAUGCGCUUAGUUCAAGCAAAAUCCUGGAAGGUGGGAGAUAUUUUCAGCGCGUUGAUGCUUCAUUGCAAGAUGCAGGAACAAGGGAGCAAAGUGCCCCCGAGCUUUUUUGACUGGCUUUUGGAAAAGGGAUAAGGAACCUUCAGGUCUGGCUCAAAGCAUGGGACAGCUAUGGGAACCUGUGUAACUCCUGAGUUUCUACAAUUCAUCGUCACAAAAAACUGACUGCUGCUUUUUUUUUUUCUUUUAUUGUACAGUGACAGAUAUAGGAUUGACAGAUUGUAUAUUUAGAAUGUAUUAGACUACAGUUUUUUAGGCAAGUGGGCCGUGCUUAAUAUUUUUCUAGUAUGUAUAAAUAUAUAUGUAUAUAUUCAAUGGAAUGCCCAUAUUAAUGCAGUUUAGUUGGGGUUGUGGGCAUAUUUGAGCCUAUCAUAAUGGAGCUUUGAACUAAAUAACUUAAUUAAAACGAAAAUGGCACAAACCUGGCAUUUAGCGGGUACACACUGUGAAGGACUGUGAUGGAUGGGCUUCUUGAUGCAUUGUCAUCUAUGAAUCUUAAUUUUUAUCACUUAGAAAUUUGAGUGUAAAGAGAAUGGGAUUUAUUUAUAAAGGGCAUUUCUGUGCUAAAUGUAGAAGAAUCGGCAGAAAUAUCUCACUGUUUUUCAUAAUGAUUGAACCACUUUUAGAUCUUUGUCCCAUAAUUAUUAAUGUCACAACUUUUCAUUGAUAACACAAACUGAAUUAUGGGUAUUGGAUGUCCAGUAUAACCAGGACAAAGAAAAAUAAAUAUACAGAAAAAACUACACAACAAAUUGGUGUGUGUUAACUAUCUGCAAUACACAGAUUUAUUUCAUGUGCAAUUACAGUAUUUUAUUAUUUACUACGAAAUAACCAAAUUAAGGCCACAUCUAGUCAUCUAUACAUAUAUAUAUCUGUGAUCUUGCACAUGAAGAAAAAGUAUAAAUUUGGGCAUAAUUAAUAUGAUGUUAAUCUUUGAAGGAAAUGACGAUGGCUUUCGUUUUAAAAUGAAGAAACAAAUUUAUGCUACUUCAGUGGUACUCUCAUAAACAAAAAUGGCUUCUCCACGAGUAACCCUAUAAAUUGAAGUUCAGUGACAUAAAAUGGGUCUGUCAAAAUUAUAGUCCUUCGUUAGAUACUGAAAGUGGAAAGAGCAGUGAGAACACAGGUAAUACAAUUAUAUAAACUAAUUAAAUUAAUAGAGUUUUAAAAAUGUUAAAUGGUGCCAACAAGUUUAAAUAGCUAGCGAAGGGGAAAAUGGAAGAUAGGCGAAGCUGAAAGGGUUUAAAAAAAAAAAAAAAAGACAGAGGUUACACAAUCUAAUAUCUGAUAUAUUACCAAGUAAUAUAAUAAUAUGGUUUUGCUGGAAUGAUAUAGCAGGCAUUAUAUGAAAUGUUAUAGUUUAUAAUAGAAUGACUGAGUUACUGAGCACAGGUUAUUGGGAGACUAGACUCAUUACACUGGCAGAAUGAAUUUUUCCAGAUAAUUCCUUUGAAAAGAUCAUUCUGCAAUUUGCUUCUGAACAAAUUACUUUUGAACAUCAUGAUUCACGAAACAGACCAUUGGCACAAUCCAGUUUACGGCCAUGUUCACUAAUUACUUGGAUACUCUGCCUGAGCGAAAUACAUUUAACCCUUUUAGAGUAAGGGAGAAGAGCAAUGAAACCAAUGAGCACAAUUUGUAUAUUAAGAAUGAUUUUUUUGUUGUUGGAAAAAAAAACCAUUGGCAAAACAAUUUCAUGAUGCAAGUCUAUUAAAACUUAUUCAACGUA